Messenger RNA from Brienomyrus brachyistius, 3023 nucleotides. RefSeq names its product guanine nucleotide binding protein (G protein), alpha inhibiting activity polypeptide 3 (gene gnai3). Gene Ontology annotation, biological process: adenylate cyclase-modulating G protein-coupled receptor signaling pathway. The transcript is spliced from 9 exons. Gene Ontology annotation, molecular function: G protein-coupled receptor binding; GTPase activity; G-protein beta/gamma-subunit complex binding. NCBI's taxonomy places the organism in Eukaryota, Metazoa, Chordata, Actinopteri, Osteoglossiformes, Mormyridae. Gene Ontology annotation, cellular component: heterotrimeric G-protein complex. Bases 536 to 1600 code for a protein of 354 amino acids. The record is from RefSeq and is a predicted model, not a curated record.
UCCGUCGAUCGCGGGGCUGCAAGCGCGCGCCGCCUGUCUUCAUUCUGCUGUCCCGCUGCGAAAUGAACGGGCUGGACGGAGGCAGGGCGUUUCAUCCGCGCUCGACAGCUCAGCUUAAUUAAAAAAGCACUUUGCCAUUCGGAUGAUGACGACAUUAUAGCUUUCUCCAUGAGUUAGCUGUAGUCAGCUGCAUUAUUGGGUGUUUGGAACGGCAACUGGGGGUCAUUACUUACCCAUAACAUCAAGGUGGUGUGCUUAACUACUCUUGUUUCAGUAACCAGUUGCUUCUAAUUAUCCGCGAUAGCUGUACGUGGGACAAGUACAGUUGCGCAUACUAUCUUUUUCUCAUGUGAAUGCCAACGCCUUAUGUUCUUCUUUUACUGCGUCUUGGUUAUCUGUGCUGGAGAAGUAACCAACUGGCAGCCACAAUUUCGCAAUUUUUUUAUAUGCAGUUUUUUGUAUUUUGCUCUAAACCGAGGGCUUCAAAGUAAGACGCUUGGGUGUAGGUUUAACUGCGGAGGAAUCAGUAUUCAAGAUGGGCUGCACGCUCAGUGCCGAAGACAAAGCAGCGGUGGAGAGGAGUAAGAUGAUCGAUCGGAACCUCAGGGAAGAUGGGGAGAAAGCGUCCAGGGAAGUCAAACUGCUCCUGCUCGGUGCUGGGGAGUCUGGAAAAAGCACAAUAGUAAAGCAGAUGAAGAUCAUCCACGAAGACGGUUACUCUGAGGAGGAGUGCAGGCAGUACAGGGUGGUGGUGUACAGCAACACCAUCCAGUCCAUCAUCGCCAUCAUCAGGGCUAUGGGCCGCCUGAAGGUGGACUUCGGGGAUCCAGCCCGAGCCGAUGAUGCCCGUCAGCUCUUUGUCCUGGCCGGCUCUGCGGAGGAGGGUCUCAUGACAGCCGAGCUCUGCGGGGUCAUCAAGAGACUGUGGACCGACCCUGGAGUGCAGAGCUGCUUCCUGCGCUCCCGAGAGUACCAACUCAACGACUCCGCCUCCUACUACCUCAACGACCUGGAAAGAAUCUCCCAGCCGAACUACAUUCCAACCCAGCAGGACGUGCUGCGGACUCGUGUGAAGACCACCGGGAUUGUGGAGACUCACUUUACCUUCAAGGAGCUGUACUUCAAGAUGUUCGAUGUGGGCGGUCAGCGUUCCGAGAGGAAGAAGUGGAUCCACUGCUUCGAAGGCGUGACGGCCAUCAUCUUCUGCGUGGCGUUGAGUGACUACGACCUGGUCCUAGCUGAGGAUGAGGAGAUGAACCGCAUGCACGAGAGCAUGAAGCUGUUCGACAGCAUCUGCAACAACAAGUGGUUCACAGACACCUCCAUCAUCCUCUUCCUCAACAAGAAGGACCUGUUUGAGGAGAAGGUGAAGAGCAGCCCUCUCACCAUCUGCUACCCAGAGUACACUGGCUCCAACACGUACGAAGAGGCUGCCGCCUAUAUCCAGUGCCGGUUUGAGGACCUGAACCGACGCAAGGAUUCCAAAGAGAUCUACACCCACUUCACCUGCGCCACGGACACCAAGAACGUGCAGUUUGUGUUUGACGCCGUCACCGAUGUCAUCAUCAAGAACAACCUGAAGGAGUGUGGCCUUUAUUAAGCUGGGAGCUGCCUCUCUGCCUGACACAGGCCACCGCGAAUAUCAGCCCUGCAGCAUCAGCCAGCCAUGCGAACGGGCUCAGCUCAAGUGUCAGCGGGGGUGUUCCAUGCGAGUGACCACACCCUGCACCUCAGCACAACUUUCUACAUCCCCCCCAACCUUACUGCUUUGAGACAGUGCUCGUUUUGUUUGUCAGGACAAAGCUUUGUAAAUAGGAUGGAAGUACAGCGCGUUACCUUCCGAGGGCUGUGCUGUGUCUUACGUGUAAUUAUUAUUAAUAUGUGUUCCGCAGGAGGCGAAGUGCCGCAUUAAGCAGUCUGGCAGUUUUAUGGAUGACAAAGAAAUCUAAACACUAUUGGCUGCAUUUCAGCCCAGACCUCUGUUUAAAUGUGACUGUUCCUCUCCACUUCAGUGUUUGAUUGCUAUGCAUAAAUGUUUCUUUUCCCCCGCUCAGUCCAGAUUUAUCCACAGCUAUCUAAUAUGUAAUCCCCUCUCAACUCCUUCGCCUGCAGUAUCAUGACACGCUCUGCCUUCUGUAAAUAUGGAAUUUUAGCAAUGCUUUUAUUUUUGUUUUUCUCUAAAAUGUAUCUUCUAACGCGUUUGGUUAGCUUUGGCUUUCCUGUUCAAAUACAUUUGCUAAUGGGUGUAUCGGGAAUGAGGCGUGAAUGCCGAUUGUUCCGGUCUGUCCCACGGAGGCGGCCACAUGCAGGACGAGGGCUGAUUUGCGGGACCUUCUGAGCCAAAGCAGAAUUUGGUUUUAUUUUUGUGACCCUGCAUUCCACAUGCAGCAGUCAGCCAGCCUGAAUAUGAAUCUGCGUCGUCAGACUGAAAAGAAACAGUCUCUUAUUUUUUUCUAUUUUUGGAUAUUGUCACCUAUACAACCUCUAGGUGUGACACACAACAUUUUUGAUUGGUUUUUAAUUCCAGUUGAUAUACAGUGUUUUUAGACGCGGACUGUCUGCAUGAUGUAGAAAUGGGCUUUACAGUGGAGUUUCACUGCUUGAUAUUCUCCAAGUCAGUGACGGAUGUAGAUUUUUUUCUUCUUCAAUCCCAGUAGCGCGUAGUGUGGAACAUUCUACUGGAAACAUCUUUUUUUGUGUGUUUUUUUUUUUUUUUUUCUUUUUGCAACAUCUGACGAUGGUGCUGCAUGAGACACUGCGCCUUCUGCAUGCGACCGCGUCAGCCUGUGAGCGGAUCCCUGCACAUCAGCAUCAGGUUUCCAUGGCACCGGUUCUUCAGUCCCUCUGCACAGAAGCGCCGUCUAAUAUGAGGCCAAGUGGUAUGGGGGGGGGGGCACACUCUGACAUUUUAUUCGCUCAGCUGACGCUCUUUAUCUGGUGCCACGUAUGUAGCCAUUGUGGGGGGGGAAAUUGUUCAGUUAUUUUUUAAAAUUUAAAGAAAUAAAUGUGUUUUGUUGUUUUUU